AUGCUGGGCAUCCCAUUCGGGGCCGCUUGCCUCCUGGUGCUGGCCUGGUCGAAGACUGCUGGCGCCUCGGUGACUCUAGAGUUACCUGCUGACUUUGGACCUGCCAUCCCAGACAGCGGGCUGGAGGGUCUUCUUUACCUGGCAAAUCCACAGGACGCAUGUUCCACCCUGACCACCCCGCCAGGCGCCAAGGGCAAGCGCUGGGUGGCCCUCAUCAAACGCACCCAGGGGAUGGUGGAGACGUGCACCUUUGAUCGCAAGGUGGCCCACGCCGAGGCUGCCGGUGCCUCCGCCGCCAUCGUGCAUGACCAGAGCGACGGCCCGCUGAUCAUCAUGAGCAAGCCGCUGGGCGCGCUCGACCCCGGCAUCCCCGCCGUCUUCAUUUCCCUCAAGUCCGGCAUCAUGCUCAAGCAGCUGCUGCAGCCCGGCAUCAGCCGCGUGUUCAUCACCAAUUCCGUGGACGCUUUCUUCAUCGACAUGAUCGGCACGCUGGGCAUUUGCAUGGUCCUCAGCGUCAUGCUUGCGCCCGCCGCCUCCUCCACCUCGGACUCGGACGGCGAGGCGUGCGCGCCGCGCGCCGGCGGCAGCACGCGCCGCACCUGCGCCAUCUGCCUCGACAACUACGUGGACGGGGACAAGCUGCGCGCGCUGCCCUGCCAGCACCACUUCCACGCCGCCUGCAUCGACCAGUGGCUCUCCUCCCGCACCACCCUCUGUCCAGCGCUGACGCAGGCGCUGAGCAGCCCGCCGCGGGAGGACGAGCGGCGGGGGCUGCUGGAGGGCGGGGGCCUCCGGGCGGCGGGGUCUCCGGGCUCGCCCGCCGCGGAAAUCGUGCCCGCCUCGCCGGGGCCCGAGCUUGUCUGA
Molecule: messenger RNA, 864 nt
Organism: Auxenochlorella protothecoides
Lineage: Eukaryota; Viridiplantae; Chlorophyta; Trebouxiophyceae; Chlorellales; Chlorellaceae
Product: E3 ubiquitin-protein ligase RNF13
Exons: 6
Coding region: 1-864 (287 amino acids)
Cellular component (GO): nucleoplasm; cytoplasm
Source: RefSeq, a predicted model, not a curated record